AUGAAGUUGUUUUAUGUCCUUACCUUGGCGGGCCUGAGCGUACUGGAGGUCCUCGCCGCACCCCCUUUCCAUAAUCACGGUUCUUCUAGACCGAGACGUGGUAUUCCAGACACUCAUAUCCAACAUGAGAAAAGAACAGCAGUGCAAGCAAGGUCUUGGACGAAGGUACAGAGGGCGGUUCCCGAAGCUAUAUUACCUAUGCGUGUAGGGCUGAAGCAGCAAAACCUUCAGUCCGGGCACGAUCUGUUAAUGGACAUCUCAAAUCCCAUGUCGAAGAACUAUGGUAAGCAUCUCUCAGCAGAAAAGGUCGUUAAAUUCUUCGAGCCGGCGGAGGCAAGCUUUAAAGCAAUCAAAGAUUGGCUCGUCGAGGCGGGCAUCCCCUCCCGCAAUAUCUCGCAAUCUAGCAACAAACAAUGGGUUCGUUUUGAUGCUUCUGUUGAUCAAGUCGAAAAACUCUUGAUGGCGGACUACCACGUGUGGGAGCACGCGAGCACUGGAGUCAAAGACAUUGCCUGCGAUGAAUACCACGUGCCAAAACAAGUGAAAGAGCAUAUCGACUACAUUACCCCCGGUAUCAAGCUGAUGGGUCACGGCAACACGCCACAACCCCCAUCGAAGAAACGAGGUGAAGCGGGCGUAGGCAGUCUUCCUCGCUUUGGCCAGCGAGUUUCUGAGAGCGAGCUCGCAAACGUCAUGAGUGAGAGGAGUAAGCGUAGCCCAUCCUCAAAACGGAGUACGGGCCGAAAUGUCGAGGGACAUUUACGCUUCUCCGAGCCCGUGGAGACGGCACAUAUCGAAAGCGGGAAUUUCACGCUUCCAGGCGGUUGUGACCAAUAUAUCACUCCAGACUGUAUAAGGGCGCUAUACGGUAUCCCGAAAGGGACGAAGAAACACCCUGACAACCGGAUGGGAAUAUUCCAGUCGCUUGGGCAACAUUACACCCAAUACGACCUCGACAAGUUUUUCUGGAGCUUCUCAGAUAACAUCCCUAACGGAACUCACCCUGAGCUUUUCUCCGUCGAUGGCGGCCAAGGCCCCACCACGAGCCUUCGAAUGGCAGGCUCCGAAGCAAACCUCGAUUUCCAGAUGGCGUACGGCCUGAUUUACCCGCAGGAUACCGUGCUGUACCAAGUGGACGACGAGUGGUACCAGAACAUCUACCAGACGGACCCAGCAGCGUACACCGGCUUCUUCAACAACCUCUGGAACGCCAUCGACGGCAGCUACUGCACCUUCGAGGCCUACGGCGAGUCGGGCAACUGCAAGCGGCCCGAGUGCCGCGACCCGGAGUACCCGAACCCGCACGACCGGGGCGGGUACGCGGGGGCCCUGAUGUGCGGCGCAUACGCGCCGACGAGCGUCAUCAGCAUCUCGUACAGCGGCGCCGAGGUCGACCUUCCGGCAUCGUACCAGCAGCGCCAGUGCGCCGAGAUCAUGAAGCUCGGGCUGCAGGGCACCACCGUCGUCAUAUCCUCCGGCGACGACGGCGUAGGCGGUUUCUCGUCCCCCGGUGCCCCGUCCGGGUGUCUGGGCCCGGACCGCGACGUGUUUAAUCCCCAGUUCUUGGCAAGUUGUCCGUAUGUCCUGGCUGUUGGGUCGACGGUGCUGCAGACGAAUGGUACGCCGGGCGUCGACGCCGAGGAGGCGACGGAUCGCUUUCGCUCGGGCGGCGGGUUCUCGAAUAUUUACGAUGCGCCGGAGUGGCAGCGCGACGCUGUCGCCGCGUACCUGGGCAAGGCGAACUUGACGUUCGACGGGUACGAGGGCGGCGGGGAGAAUUACUCGAACCCGCGCGCGGGGCUGGGCCGGUUUAAUAAAUUGGGCAGGGCGUAUCCGGAUGUGGCGGCGAACGGCGACCAUUUCGUCAUCUCGAGCGGCGGGGAGCUGCUUAGGAUCGGGGGCACGUCGGCGUCGGCGCCGCUGUGGGGUUCGGUCAUCACGCUGAUUAAUGAGGAGAGGUUGGCGCUGGGGAAGGGGCCGGUUGGGUUUGUGCAUCAGGUUUUGUAUUCUCACCCGGAGGUCUUCAAGGAUGUCACGAAGGGGGAUAACAGAGCGUGUAAGACGACUGGUUUCCCGGCGAUCGAGGGCUGGGAUCCCGUGUCUGGGAUGGGUGUUCCGGACUACCCUAAACUCUUGGAACUCUUCUUGAGUCUUCCAUAG
Messenger RNA from Annulohypoxylon truncatum, 2160 nucleotides. Its product is annotated as subtilisin-like protein. Gene Ontology annotation, molecular function: serine-type endopeptidase activity; tripeptidyl-peptidase activity. Lineage: Eukaryota; Fungi; Ascomycota; Sordariomycetes; Xylariales; Hypoxylaceae. Gene Ontology annotation, biological process: proteolysis. The record is from RefSeq and is a predicted model, not a curated record. The transcript has 9 exons. The coding region runs from base 1 to 2160 and encodes 719 amino acids.